AUGUCUCUUACAACUUUGAUGUUUAGGUCAAUUGUGAGGUUUCUAACAUCAUUAAUUGGUGAGCCUUCAACUUCAAUCCCAACAAUAUUAUACUAUAGUGGUCUUUUACCUCACAAUGUUGUUCUUUUGAGAAUGGUUCGACGUGAGAUGCUUCAUCAAGAAAACUAUCUCUUCCAUUUUCUUAUUAGCUUGAUGAGUUGCUUUUGGUGA
Molecule: messenger RNA, 210 nt
Organism: Lathyrus sativus (Indian pea)
Lineage: Eukaryota; Viridiplantae; Streptophyta; Magnoliopsida; Fabales; Fabaceae
Source: the annotation of a GenBank genome assembly